AUCAUAUAUUCCUCAACCCAACCUUAUCAAUGUGUUAUCCAUCUUCUCAUUCAUCAUAGCCAUGGCGUCAUUGCUUCUAACAUCAUCACUUUCUCCACUCUCAAUUCAAUUCAACACUUCCUCUUCUCAUCUUUCAUUCUCUCACUCUCAAACUCUUCACUCAUCAUUCAUCACUUCAUCAUUCACUCCUCUCUCAGUAUCUUCAACUUCAUCUCUUUCACCAUCAACCCUUUUUGUUUAUUGUGGCAGAGGUGAUAGGAAAACUGCAAAAGGGAAACGCUUCAGCCAUUCGUUUGGAAAUGCAAGGCCAAGGAACAAGAACAAGGGUAAAGGACCACCUAGGAUUUAUACUCCACCGGAUCCUACCAAGAAAGAGAAGCUUGAAGAUAAUGAAGUGCUUAAAAUUGAAAUUAAUGAUGACCUAUCUUCUGAUUAAUUUUAGUGCUGCAUUUUAAUUGAGUCUCAUGAUUUGUAGUUUUUGAUAUAUGGUUUUCAUUUGGCAUAUACUAGCUGGAUUUUGUAUGUUAUCAUUAUUUGAGUUCACUUCUCUGAUA
Trifolium pratense (red clover) is the source of this 554-nucleotide messenger RNA. RefSeq names its product 30S ribosomal protein S31, chloroplastic. Gene Ontology annotation, biological process: plastid translation. The record is from RefSeq and is a predicted model, not a curated record. The transcript has 3 exons. Gene Ontology annotation, cellular component: plastid; ribosome. Bases 62 to 436 code for a protein of 124 amino acids. NCBI's taxonomy places the organism in Eukaryota, Viridiplantae, Streptophyta, Magnoliopsida, Fabales, Fabaceae.